AUGGCUAAGCACGUUAGAGCACUCUCGGCGACGAUUACCAACAAUAUUCAAUCCUCUGGCAAUACAAUCGCAGAAGCCGGUCAAGAAGCUAUCACUAGAUCCACAAACGCUGUUCAACGCAUCUUGCACUAUGAUCAACUCCCCGAAUGGAUGAAAAUCGACACGUACAUCAGACGCGGUUAUCGACCUCAACAAGAUAGCUUCCGUGACUGCUUCUGGUCGUUGUUCUACCUCCACAAUGAGAGUGUCAACAUCUGGUCCCAUCUGUUACCUGCCUGCUUUUACCUGGUGUCCCUGCUCGGGCUAGACUUUUGGACGUUCCAUAGCGGGAUCAAGGUGCCAACUGCAGACAGUGCUAUCUUCCAGAUGUACAUUGCAUGUAUAGUGGGCUGUCUACUUCUCUCGGCAACCUACCAUUGCACCAAUUCGCACUCAGAACAGAUCUCACGUAAAACCCUCAAACUCGAUUAUUUCGGCAUUCUAUUGAGUAUUAUCGGAACCAACGUAUCGGCAACUUACUUCGGCUUAUACGGCAACUUUCUUCUACAAGGGUCUUACAUCAUCUUCAUCCUUAUCUGUUCCGCCUUCGUGUUUAAUGCUUUACUACGCGAUGACAUCGACGGACCAGGGGCUGCUAUACGAAGAACUAAAAUGUUCGUCGCGUUGGCCAGUACUGGUCUCAUACCCCCUGCAUACAUUUGGAUACAGGGCAUGGAUCAGGGUUUGCAAGGGUAUGCGUGUAUGCAUGAUGUGAUCACGAUUCUGUUAUAUUUUCUAGCGCUCUUCUUCUACUUGACGCACAUACCGGAGAGAUGGUGGUCACACACUUUUGACAUUUGUGGGGCAAGCCACCAGAUCUUUCACAUUCUCAUCGGUGCCAGCCAGCUUGUGUUUCUGUUCGGAUUGCAGGAGGUGAUGCAAAGGCACUGUUUGCGUGUAGGGGGGCCGGUUGCCCCGCAGGUAUCAGACGAAACGAGUCUUUCAUUGUGGAUCGAGCCGAGUGUAGCAUUGCGGAUAGGGAGUCUGCCUCCAUAUUCCAAAGAAAACAACAACAACAAAAACCUUUAUACGCAAAAGACGGCCUCCAUAAAGUACUUGAAGGCCGGGGACUGA
Messenger RNA from Letharia columbiana, 1113 nucleotides. RefSeq lists its product as uncharacterized. The record is from RefSeq and is a predicted model, not a curated record. Lineage: Eukaryota; Fungi; Ascomycota; Lecanoromycetes; Lecanorales; Parmeliaceae. Gene Ontology annotation, cellular component: membrane. The transcript has 5 exons. The coding region runs from base 1 to 1113 and encodes 370 amino acids. Gene Ontology annotation, molecular function: signaling receptor activity.